UCACCAAGUGAAUUGUAACAAUGUUGGUCGAAAUUAUUUUGUUGCUAAUUUGUUCAGUCGGAAGCAUUCAAAAUCUAUACAAAAAUGUGACUCUCAGAAACACUGAAUUUUCCGAUUCUUCUCCUCGAAAAAUCUUGUGUAGUGACAAUUCACUGUGUGUUCCUUUCGUCCAAUGCCCGGCACAUGUCCGUAAUGAAAUAAAAAAAUCCUGCCAGACUGUAACAGGACGUGAAGGAGUUUGUUGCAAAACUGGACAAAAUCUCACAGCACCCGAAGAGUUGGAAGUUCAUGGCCGGCAUCACUCAUUGCGAAUGAACCUCCAAACAAUAAAUUUAAUCGCUAGACGAAGCCAUGAACAAAUUAGAGAAAUCCAGGCUAAGGAAGCUUUGCUCUUGUCUGAUGGGUAUCUGGUGGUGCCUGGAUCACCAAGCUAUGACCAUUUCAAGAAUUUUAAGCUACUUUCACGGAACGAUUUGUUCCAAGUUUUGGAUCUGGCGUCGAGAGCUAUGGAGAUUGCUUUGGCUACGAAAGACUUCAAGCAUCGUCAAGGCUUGACGAAUCAGCAGAUCGAGUUAGGACUCCUUGAGCAAGACUUGAGGACAACACCUCUUGGUUUAGCUUGUAAUAUCGAACCGAUCUGUCCUCCAAUUCCUGUAAAAUUUCGACGAAUUGAUGGAGCUUGUAAUAACCUUCUGCACCCAUCAUGGGGCACAGGGAUGACACCCUAUGCCCGCCUUUUACCUCCGAGUUAUGAAGAUGGCAUUUGGAUCCCCAGACUUUCCGAAACGGGUCAACCUCUCGCAAGUCCGCGACUAAUAAGCACGACAAUUAUUUCAGACUCGGAUUCUUUUAAUUACGAUCAUACUUUAAUGGUUAUGCAGUUUGGGCAGUUCUUGUCGCAUGAUAUGACCCAAUCUAUUGAAAACUCUUAUGCAAACGGUAGUGCCAUUUCUUGUUGUUCUUUUGACGGUGGAAGAAAACGAGGUCUGGAAGAACGACACUAUGCCUGUAUGGCUAUUGAUAUUCCUCACGAUGAUCCUUUUUUCAGUAGAUUUGGCCAAGGUUGUAUGAAUUUUGUGAGGUCGGUCCUGGCUCCAAGACAGGACUGCACGUUAGGAUACGCCCAACAAAUGAACAAAAUCACGCAUUUCCUCGACGGUUCCAACAUUUACGGCUCAUCACCCGAACAAACAGGCCAUUUACGAAGUUUCCACCGCGGCAUGUUGAAAAUUUUCAACGAUUUUGGCCGCCAAAUGUUACCUUUAUCACACGAUCCUGACGAAUGUUUGAGUAAAGGACGAAACGCGGCUUGCUACAUGUCUGGCGACAGUAGGACAAACCAAAUGAUUUCGUUGGUCGCCUUACAUACGGUAUUUUUACGCGAACACAACAGAUUAGCCGAUGAAUUAUCAAAGUUAAAUCCUCAUUGGGAUGACGAAAGGAUAUUUCUAGAAGCGCGUCGGAUUGUGAUAGCUGAGGUGCAAGUUAUUACGUAUAAAGAGUUUCUUCCGAUUGUUAUCGGACCAGCGGCUGUUGAGGAGUUUCAUUUGGCGCUAGCCCAGGGUUUGGAUUAUGCCCAGGACUACGAUGGGUCUGUUGAACCAUCGGUGACCAACGAAUUUGCCUCGGCGGCUUUCAGGUUUGGGCAUUCGGUGGUCGAUGGGUUGUUGAAGAUUUAUGGCAAGGACAGGAUGGACGAAAUGAUUUCAAUUCCCGAGACAAUGUUCCAACCCAGUCGUAUGAGAAAGCUGUUCUUCAUGGAUGAACUCUUGAGCACGCUAACAACCGAGCCUCUCCAACAGGUUGAUAAUAACUUGGUGGAAGCUUUAACGCGUUAUAUGUUCCGAGCUGGAAAUGCGUUCGGUAUCGAUUUAGCGUCAUUGAAUAUCCAAAGAGGCCGCGAUCAUGGACUGAGGCCUUACAAUGAUUACCGGGAAUUAGUCGGCUUACCCCGCCUGAGCCACUUUGAGGAACUUUCGUUCGAGUUGGGCGAAAAAUUGAAAAGUGUUUAUGCUUCCGUUAAUGAUAUUGAUUUGUGGGUUGGAGGAUUGUUGGAGGAGAAAGCUCCGGGGAGCAUCGUUGGGUACACUUUCAGGGAUAUAAUCGCCGACCAGUUUUACAGGCUUAAGAAAGGCGACAAAUACUUUUUCGAGAACGAUCCGAGCGUUAAUCCCGGCUUUUUCCAACCAGAGCAACUAUUUGAAGUGCGGAAAGCGUCCAUGUCCCGAUUAAUCUGCGACAACAGCGAUGGGACGCUUCUGUCGCGUCAGGCGCCCAACGCUUUCAAAAAACCAGGAGUUAAGGGAAAUGAGUUUGUCGACUGUGACGGGGGCGAGAUUCCCCGCAUAAAUCUGCUUUACUGGCGUGAAUAAAACCAUAGUUUAUUUAUCCCA
Molecule: messenger RNA, 2393 nt
Organism: Tribolium castaneum (red flour beetle)
Lineage: Eukaryota; Metazoa; Arthropoda; Insecta; Coleoptera; Tenebrionidae
Gene: Pxt
Product: Peroxinectin-like
Exons: 12
Coding region: 21-2372 (783 amino acids)
Biological process (GO): response to oxidative stress
Molecular function (GO): peroxidase activity; heme binding
Source: RefSeq, a predicted model, not a curated record